Solea solea (common sole) is the source of this 1404-nucleotide messenger RNA. It is a transcript of the gene alx1, whose product is annotated as ALX homeobox 1. The coding region runs from base 80 to 1045 and encodes 321 amino acids. The transcript is spliced from 4 exons. The record is from RefSeq and is a predicted model, not a curated record. Gene Ontology annotation, biological process: positive regulation of transcription by RNA polymerase II; negative regulation of DNA-templated transcription; embryonic skeletal system morphogenesis. Gene Ontology annotation, molecular function: RNA polymerase II transcription regulatory region sequence-specific DNA binding; DNA-binding transcription activator activity, RNA polymerase II-specific. NCBI's taxonomy places the organism in Eukaryota, Metazoa, Chordata, Actinopteri, Pleuronectiformes, Soleidae.
UUUCUUUCUUUCUUUCGUUCCUUUCGUCUUUAUUUUUCUUUUAAUGUUGCCAUUUGAUUAUUAGCGGACUCGAUUGAAGAUGAUGGAGUACAUGGAGGAUAAGUUUGCCUUGAAAGGUCAAGCGCUGAAGGCCAGCGACUACUACAUGGACCAGGUCAUGGAGAGUCUGGACAGCGCGCAGUACUUCGCCAAGUCCUCCCCGAAAUGCGCGCAGGCCUUCGGGCUGCAGAGCAGCGAACAUCGCUCCUCGCCCUGCGGAGACCAGAACGGCUCGUACGCGGUGCCAAAAACAGACGACGACCCUCUGCACUCGGACCUCGGCAGGUCGAUGGACGGCUGCUGCACUCUGCGCGCGUCCCCGGUGACCAGCCCACAAGACAAGACGGACCUGGACGACAUGGGGGACAAGUGCGACAGCAACGUGUCCAGCAGCAAGAAGAGGAGACACCGGACAACGUUCACCAGCGCGCAGCUGGAAGAGCUGGAGAAGGUGUUCCAGAAGACGCACUAUCCGGACGUGUAUGUGCGGGAGCAGCUGGCCAUGAGGACGGAGCUAACCGAGGCCAGAGUGCAGGUGUGGUUCCAGAACAGAAGAGCCAAGUGGAGGAAGAGGGAGCGCUACGGCCAGAUCCAACAAGCCAAAAGUCACUUUGCAGCCACCUAUGAUUUAUCAGUGUUACCGAGGAGCGACAGCUACACACAGAUCUCCAACAACCUGUGGCCGAGCCCAGCUUCCGGCGGCUCCGUGGUCUCUUCCUGUGUUCUGCCCCGAGGAUCCCCGCCCUGCGUCACUUCCUACCCGCACUCCCCGCGCUCCGCCGCCGGCGCCGCCGACCACGGCUACAUGGGCUUCCCCAAUCAACAGAACCAGUUCGGCCACGUCUCCCUCAACAACUUCUUCAGCGCAGACUCCCUGCUCACACCGGCCCCCAACGGCCACCACGCCUUCGAGACCAAGCCCGAGUUUGAGAGACGCUCGUCCAGCAUCGCUGUGCUGCGCAUGAAGGCCAAGGAGCACACGGCCAACAUCUCCUGGGCCAUGUGAUCCUGGAGAAAAAGUUUGGAUAAUGCUUUUAGAAAAAAUGUGUGGAUUGCCCUAAGAGUCUGAAAUGAUAUUUAAAAAGUAACUCAGUAAAAAAAAUAUAUCAACAAUUUCUUUGUCAUCUACAGAUUAGAUGUCGCUUCUCUGUUGUCUUGAGUGAUGUGGACAAUUUUUUUAGCAAAUCACACUGCCCUGCUAAUUAGAUCCGCAUCGUCGCGUGUAACGCAUAGCCAGAUUUUUAUCUAUCCAGUCGCGAGAAGACGAGCAGCACGAGUGGACAGAUUUUCUGCAUAAUCCUGACAGUUGAAACAGCCGUAAUGGUUUGUGACAGAUAAUCAGCAGCAUCUUUGCUGUAAGGCAGG